AUGACUACGGAAGAGGAUCAGAUGCAAGGACCAAGCGGCAGUGAAGAAAAGAUUUAUGUGUCUGUUCGUCUGCGACCUUUAAAUGACAAGGAAAGCUUAAGGAAUGCUGUGCCGGAUUGGGAAUGCAUCAACGAUGCUACAAUCAUUUACAGGAGCCAUCUUUCUAUCUCUGAGCGUUCCAUGUAUCCUUCUGCUUACUCAUUUGACAGAGUGUUUGGCCCUGAGUGUUGUACGAGGCAAGUGUAUGACCAAGGCGCAAAGGAAGUGGCUUUCUCAGUUGUCAGUGGCGUUAACGCUAGUGUCUUUGCAUACGGGCAAACAAGCAGUGGAAAGACGUACACUAUGACUGGAAUUACUGACUGCGCCUUGGUUGAUAUUUAUGACUACAUUGACAAGCACAAGGAAAGAGAAUUCAUUCUAAAAUUCUCUGCCAUGGAGAUCUAUAAUGAGUCUGUAAGGGAUCUCUUAAGUACAGAUAGUAGCCCGCUCAGACUUCUAGAUGAUCCUGAGAAAGGGACAGUUGUUGAGAAACUCACAGAGGAAACUCUGCGAGACUGGAAUCAUUUCAAGGACCUCCUAUCUGUCUGCGUAGCUCAACGGCAAAUUGGAGAGACAGCUCUAAAUGAAGUUAGCUCCCGGUCUCAUCAGAUUUUGAGAUUGACAGUUGAAAGCACAGCUCGUGAUUUUUUCACCAAUGAUAAAUUUAGUACACUAACAGCAACAGUGAACUUCAUUGAUCUUGCUGGAAGUGAACGUGCAUCUCAAUCAUUAUCAGCCGGCACAAGGUUAAAAGAAGGUUGUCAUAUAAACCGAAGUUUAUUAACGCUCGGAACUGUGAUCCGUAAGCUAAGUAAAGGGAAAACUGGGCACAUUCCAUUCAGAGAUUCAAAACUUACACGCAUACUACAGUCUUCCUUGGGAGGAAAUGCUAGAACUGCCAUAAUCUGUACGAUGAGUCCUGCAAGAAUCCAUGUUGAGCAAUCAAGAAACACACUGUUGUUUGCGAGCUGCGCAAAGGAGGUGACAACAAAUGCACAAGUCAAUGUUGUCAUGUCUGAUAAAGCUUUAGUAAAACACUUACAAAGGGAGUUGGCUAAACUGGAAAGUGAGUUGAGAAGUCCUAGUCAGCCUUCGGUUGCUUCUGAUACAACUGCAUUAUUGACGGAGAAAGACCUCGAGAAUGAAAAGCUAAAGAAAGAGGUAGUCCAACUAGCACAAGAGCUAGAGCAAGCUCGUUUCGAGAUUGAGGAUCUUCGACGAAUGGUUGAAGAAGAAAAACAGCGAGAAAAAGAGAGACUAUCAACAGAAAGAGCAGAGUUGAAUGCGCUGCUGGAACAUCAGUACCCCAAGCUGCGGGUGCGCAGUACAUGGGAAUCUGAGAAUACAACACCAUUAAGCCCAAUAUCAGCUCACCGUUCUAGUCUGUCUCCACGAUCAACUGAAUACAGUUACGAAGAGAAUGUCUUGCAGCUUUCAGAUUUCAGGAUAGAUUCUGGGUCAAGCAGUCCAUUUCAACAGCUUGCCUUUGUAACUCGAUCCCCUAAGGUUCCACCUAGUAUUCACGGGACAGAAACUAAAGACCAAUCUCAAGUUCACAUAGAGGAAAUUGUAGACGAACCUCAUGUUCAGGAGGAAAGGCUUAAUGAAAUGGCUGACCAGACUGAUGGAAAUUCGGAGGAUAACUGCAGGGAAGUUCGUUGCAUAGAAACAAACAAGUCAGAUGUCAAUAUACAUCCAGAGGAAAAUAUCACGAAGAGCAGUCCAGACAGAUACUCAGAUGUCACUAUACAUCCAGAGAAGAAUAUCUCGGAGAGCAGUCCACACAGAUACUCAGAUGUCAAUAUACAUCCAGAGGAAAAUAUGUCGGAGAGUAGUCCAGACAGAUACUCAGAUGUCACUAUACAUCCAGAGAAGAAUAUGUCGGAGAGCAAUCCAGACAAAUACUCAGAUGUCACUAUACAUCCACAGGAAAAUAUGUUGGAGAUCAGUCCAGACAGAUACUCAGAUGUCACUAUACAUCCAGAGAAGAAUAUGUCGGAGAGCAGUCCAGACAGAUACGACGCUAUGAAGGCAGAAGAACCAGAAGAACCCAUAGUAGCUGAAGAGGAAGAAAGAGAAGAGGAAGAAGAAUCUGAAGAAGAAGAAGAAGCCGAAGAAGAAGAAGAAGAAGAAGAAGAAGAAGAAGAAGAAGAAGAAGAAGAAGAAGUUGAAGAGGAAGAAGAAGAAGAAAGAGUAAAGGAAGUCAAUGGCGCCUCUUCUCAACCAAAACAAGAAAGCGAACUCAUUGAAGCCCUUCCAUUCUGCGGUCUCAAAUCUUCUCCAGAUGAGUAUGAUACAAACAUGUCUAACCCUGCAAUAAACCCGAUGCCUUCAGUACUUAUCAAUCCCUCUCCUGAAAAGCCUUUUGCUUGGCAUACCCAGAGAGAUUCACGACCGUUCAGAGGCAUGAAACUGACUAGAAGUCUAAGCUGCAGAGCAAGUAUGUUAUCGAGCUCUUCCCCCACUUGGUUUGAGAAAGAUGCUGAUACACCGCCAAGCCGGUACGACAAAGAAUUUGUCAAAGAAGCUGAGAGAAACCUGGCAAUGUGCGACAUGAAGAAUGAGAGGUUGUUGCAGGAUGAGUUUAGCGGGAGGAGCAUGCCAACAACUUGGCUCGAUAGAAGCGUGAGUGACACUCAAACGGUGCAUGCUGCUUCACAUGGUGUCAGAAUUGAUAUGUCAUCACCAAACAAAUCACCGUCCCGCCCCUCUGAUGUUUCUGUGUUUGAGAUUCAGACAAGUGGUAGAGCUUCAACAAGCGAGGACAAAACAGAGGAGACUGCUGCUCAAAAAGACAAGCGGAUCAUUCAUCGCUCGAUACUAGAAAUAGAACACAAGUUCUUGGCCAUGAGUUCGACAAAGAGUUUCAAAGACGCUGCAUUGGACCCAAUACAAGACUACUUGGGCACGCCUUUGAAUUGGCCGUUGGAGUUCAAGCGGCUACAGAGGGAGAUAAUAGAGCUGUGGCACACGUGUAACGUCUCCAUGGCCCACAGAAGCUACUUCUUCCUUCUCUUCAGAGGAGAUCAGAAAGAUUGCUUGUACUUGGAGGUUGAGCUUCGUAGGCUUAAGUACAUCAGCAAAUCUUUUUCCCAAAAUAGCAAAUCCAGCGACGAUGGACACAAUCUGAGCCUAAUGUCUAGCACGAGGGCGUUGACGAGGGAGAGGUUUAAGCUGAGCAAGCUGAUGCAGAGGAAACUAUCGAAAGAAGAGAGAGAGAACUUGUUCUUGAGAUGGGGCGUUGGGCUCAACACAAGGCACAGGCGGGUCCAGCUGGCGAACAGACUCUGGUCGGAUUGCAAAGACAUGAGUCAUGUCCGAGAGAGCGCUUCCCUCGUUGGUAAGCUCAAUGGAUUCGUGGACAUGAACUUGACUUCCACGGACAUGUUUGGCAUCAACUUUGCUUUCAGGCCCCCUCGUCCCAAGAAAUCUAGUAUUUGGAAACGCAGCGUUUUGUCCCUCUCCUUUUUGUAA
Molecule: messenger RNA, 3513 nt
Organism: Microthlaspi erraticum
Lineage: Eukaryota; Viridiplantae; Streptophyta; Magnoliopsida; Brassicales; Brassicaceae
Source: the annotation of a GenBank genome assembly